Chrysochloris asiatica (Cape golden mole) is the source of this 492-nucleotide messenger RNA. RefSeq names its product family with sequence similarity 89, member A (gene FAM89A). The transcript has 2 exons. The record is from RefSeq and is a predicted model, not a curated record. Lineage: Eukaryota; Metazoa; Chordata; Mammalia; Afrosoricida; Chrysochloridae.
AUGAGCGGGUGGGCGCCAUCGGGAUCGGCGGGCUCAGGAGCCUCGGAAGGCGUGCGGGGCCUACGGGUCGACGGGCUGCCGCCGCUGCCGAAGAGCCUAAGCGGGCUGCUCAACUCGUCGUCUGGCGGCGGCGCGCCGGGCGGCUGGCGGCAUCUGGAGCGCUUGUACGCGCAGAAGUCGCGCAUCCAGGACGAGCUGAGCCGAGGGGGCGCUGCGGGUAGCGCGGCACGAGGCGCGGCGCUGCCAGCGAAGCCCCCCAACUUGGACGCGGCGCUAGCGCUCCUGCGCAAGGAGAUGGUUGGCCUGCGACAGCUGGACAUGUCCCUGCUCUGUCAACUCUACAGUCUCUAUGAGUCAAUUCAGGAAUACAAGGGAGCAUGCCAGGCCGCCUCCAGCCCAGACUGCUUGUAUGCACUGGAAAACGGCUUCUUUGAUGAGGAGGAGUACUUCUAGGAGCAGGACCGACUCCGUGAUGGCAGGGAGCCUCCGUGA